Messenger RNA from Pipistrellus nathusii (Nathusius's pipistrelle), 774 nucleotides. NCBI's taxonomy places the organism in Eukaryota, Metazoa, Chordata, Mammalia, Chiroptera, Vespertilionidae. The record is from the annotation of a GenBank genome assembly.
AUGGCGGUCGCAGCGGGAAGGUUGCUCCGGGCCGCGGUUGCCCGACACGUGAGUGCCAUUCCUUGGGGCAUCUCUGCCUCUGCAACCCUCAGGCCUGCUGCUUCUCGAAGAACAUGCCUGCCAAAUGUAUUGUGGCCUGCUUCCAGUCAAGCAACAUCCGCCUUCAGCACCAGUUCCUCCCGUCACGCUCCUGCCGUCACCCAGCACGCACCCUAUUUUAAGGGCACAGCCGUUGUCCAGGGAGAGUUCAAAGAACUAAGCCUUGAUGACUUUAAGGGGAAAUAUUUGGUGCUCUUCUUCUACCCUCUGGAUUUCACCUUCGUGUGUCCCACAGAGAUCAUCGCUUUCAGCGACAAAGCCAACGAGUUUCACGACGUGAACUGUGAGGUCGUCGCCGUUUCCGUGGACUCCCACUUCACCCAUCUCGCCUGGAUCAACACCCCGAGGAAGAAUGGCGGUUUGGGCCACAUGAACAUCCCGCUGUUGUCAGAUUUGACUAAGCAGAUUGCCCGAGACUACGGUGUGCUGUUAGAAGGUCCUGGUCUUGCGCUAAGAGGCCUCUUCAUCAUUGACCCCAAUGGAGUCAUCAAGCAUCUGAGUGUCAAUGACCUCCCGGUGGGCCGAAGCGUGGAAGAGACCCUCCGCCUGGUGAAAGCAUUCCAGUUUGUGGAAGUCCAUGGAGAAGUCUGCCCAGCAAAUUGGACCCCGGAUUCCCCUACGAUCAAGCCGCAUCCAACAGCUUCCAAAGAAUACUUUGAGAAGGUAAACCAGUAG